AUGCCUCCCCGGCCCCUGCUCUCCGACUUCUCCAGUCACUUUUCAAGUCUACAUGGUCCAAUAUGUCGAUCCUGCAUAUUUCGAAUCUGGCGACGAACGGCUCGGCCUAUUGCUGCCACCUACAGCUCCCAAGCAACCCGAAAGGCCAAGCUGCCUCGCGUGACCGAGUCUGCUACCCGCCGACCGAGCUCAGCUGAACUCAGGCAGUACCUCCAAGGCAUACGAGAUCUCCGAAGCUCCAAGCCGGAUGAAAAAGAGGGCUACUCAGUCCGCUUCUUCGAACAGAACGAGCGAGGCCGCACGGAGCUAGCCGGCGACGACGCAUUUGACCACUCUCUGAGCAGGCUUGAUGGCGCCGAGCUUCAGGAUGCCCUCCUCGACAUCAAAGGCGUUCUUUCCACCCAGGAGGAGAAGGAUGCCUUUCAGGCGGUGAUGCGGGAGAUGGGUGGGGACCUCAGCAACAUCUCGUCAGCCGACGACAUCGAGAAGGCGACGGCAAGGAUGCGAGCGUAUACAAAGUCCAUCGACGCCGAGAUUGAAGAGGUCGGUGCCUCGUUGCCGAAAGAGAUUCUCCAAGAGCUGUUACGUGACAUGGACGAACUGCCGGCCCCUGAAGAGAUGACGCAACGGCAACGUAUAUCACCGCCUCAAAUCCCCGAGGCACCCUGGACGCCAAACCAGCGCAAGAAGAUUGCCCGUCUUAACGUCAUCCUAGCCCGCGUCUAUCGAGAGAUGAGCCGAAAAGCAGGCGUCACCACCAAAGCUGUUUCCUCCGUCUACAAGGCUUAUCACGCUGCCAGGAUCCCGCUGGCACGUGGCUGGGGUACCGUGCCUAUCGACGUCUGGGAUUUUCUCUGGGCAGUAUUGUCCGCCGACGAAUCCAUUAACAUUCAUCGGCUGUCCCACAUCUCCACCCUCGCCCGGGAUAUGAGUGAAGCCAAGGUGACACUCAGUCCCUCACAGCAGCUGCUCACCAUCGAGGCCGUCUUUGUCGACGGUUGGGAGGCAAAGGCGAUUGAGAAUUGGAAACGAUGCAUGAGCACUCUGGGCGAAGCAACAUCCGAGAACUUCCAGGAGUUCUGGGAGCUCGGCGUGCGGAUGCACUGUCGACUCGGCGACAUGGAGCAGGCGGAGCGAGCGGCCAAGAAGAUGCUUUCAAAGCAUUUAAGUGCUCGAAUCUUGCUGCCGCUGAUCAGAACCUAUUCGGAGCAAGGUACCGCUGAGAGUCAGGAAAAGGCCUGGAACUUGUACCGGCAGAUGAGGGAGCUUCUGGGAAAGGAGAUGAAGCUUUCCGACUAUGAUCAAGUCGUUUCCUACUUCCUCACGACAAACCAAACGGAAAACGCACUGUAUGCCUUUGUCGACAUGAUGAGCGACGGCGACAUCGACCUGAAGCGGCAAAAGCACAUGCCCUCUGUCGUCGCAAACAAGUUUUUCUUGGGCAAGUGGCUGAAGCGAUUGAUCGGCGCUGGCGACCUCGACGGCGCCUUCAGCGUCGUCGAGUUUAUGCGCACAAAGGGCGUCGAGGCAUCGCCCAUCCACCUCAACGGCCUCAUCGGCGCCUGGCAACGGUCGGGGGGGGCUGAAGAUCUCGAGAAAGCGGAUCGGAUGGCGUGGGACAUGGUCGAAUCCCGCAUCGACUUUGUGCAUGCGAGAAAGUCGGGGGGCGAGACGACCAAGACGACCAAGGCGGUCACAUCAGCAUCCUCGCCCACUCCAUGGCCCCGGGCGACGAUUGAAACAUUUUCCCUUCUCGCAGAGAACUAUCGAUUUCGGACACUGCACGGCAAGCUGGAGGCCUUGUGGGUCGCUUUCCGCGAUGCCGAGAUCAGCCCAGACGCCUUCAUGAUGAAUCAGCUCCUGGAGUCCCACAUCCAGGCCGGCCAGCCAAAGGAAGCCGUCACCCUUUACCACUCACUCGUCUCGGAGCGGGGCGUCAGUCCGGACCCCUACACAUUUAGCGCUCUGUGGAAAACGUUGGCCGUCAACCGCCUUCACACGCUUGCACCAGAAGCUCUCGACGAGGAGACAGAAGCGACGCGGCAGUUGUUCCGAGAGACGGUGCGAUGCAAGCAAGUCUUCCUGCCCGAUGGCAUGGACGGCCAGCUCGCCCGAAAGAUUCUUCACACUUUCCGGCGACUCCAGGACAGCGCCGGCUUUCUUGUCGCCCUCGCCGCGCUCAAGGAUGUUUUUCAGUUCCUCCCGCCCGAGUCUCUAGCCUUGGAGCUCGUUCUCGGCACGGCACGGCUCUCCUGGGACACACCCUCGCAGAGAAAGCGUCUCAUGAUUGCCAAGCGCGACAUGGACCGCGCCUUGCUCGCCUCCGUUGACGGCGAAGCGGACAGACUCGAGGGCAGGAGGAGGGGCGAGGCCUUGUAUGAGUACCUGCAGAAGAACUACUGGCCCGAGGAGGGUGCGUAUGAGGACAAGCGCAGAGCCCUUGUCGGCGUAGCCAAAGAAAUGGGCGUUUACGAGCUCAUGGCCGUCAAGACAACGAAAGCAAGGAAGAAGGAUGGCGUCCAAGGCAGGUCCUGA
Molecule: messenger RNA, 2535 nt
Organism: Drechmeria coniospora
Lineage: Eukaryota; Fungi; Ascomycota; Sordariomycetes; Hypocreales; Ophiocordycipitaceae
Product: pentatricopeptide repeat containing protein
Exons: 1
Coding region: 1-2535 (844 amino acids)
Molecular function (GO): protein binding
Source: RefSeq, a predicted model, not a curated record